Messenger RNA from Cucurbita moschata (crookneck pumpkin), 743 nucleotides. RefSeq names its product protein translation factor SUI1 homolog. The transcript has 5 exons. Gene Ontology annotation, biological process: translational initiation. Bases 210 to 551 code for a protein of 113 amino acids. The record is from RefSeq and is a predicted model, not a curated record. NCBI's taxonomy places the organism in Eukaryota, Viridiplantae, Streptophyta, Magnoliopsida, Cucurbitales, Cucurbitaceae. Gene Ontology annotation, molecular function: RNA binding; translation initiation factor activity.
CCGACUGUAAUCGAUAUAAUAGAGCUUUGUGUGGCUUGCAUAAUUUCUCUCUCGCAUUAAAACUUCAUUGACCUUGAAACCUUGGUGUUUCAGGUCUCUUCGUCUUUGGAUUCACAGCUUUUUCUCCCGAUUCGAGCACAGCUUAAUUGAGAGCAAAUAUCUUAUUUGCUGGUUGGUUACCUGUGUUCUACUCCGGACAGCCAAGUUUCAUGUCUGAAUUCAACGUGCAGAUUCCAUCUGCUUUUGACCCAUUUGCUGAUGCAAAUGCUGAGGACUCGGGAGCUGGGGCUAAAGAGUACGUUCAUGUGCGCAUACAGCAACGUAACGGGAGAAAAAGCCUGACAACUGUCCAAGGAUUGAAGAAGGAGUUUAGUUAUAACAAGAUACUCAAGGAUCUGAAGAAGGAAUUCUGCUGUAAUGGCACAGUUGUGCAAGAUCCUGAGCUAGGACAGGUUAUACAACUUCAGGGAGACCAAAGAAAGAAUGUGUCCACCUUCCUUGUGCAGGCUGGCAUUGUGAAGAAGGAGAACAUCAAGAUUCACGGUUUCUGAAGAUCAUCAGCAGGAUCGAAUUCAAUUGCUAUUUACAGCAGCUUAACUAGUGGACAUUAUAUAGCUUUUCUUUUAGAAUUUGAAGAGUGCGCGUUACAACUCUUGGUCCAUGUAUGUUUUCUUUGCUUCAUUAUGCACUUGUUAUGGAUCAUCGGACCCUUUUAAUUAAUGAUACGCUUCCUGCUUUCUCAA